UCUGGGUUUAUCAGAGGAGGGAGUGCAUGUUUUGACACAUUGUCAGAUGUAACAUGGACGACUCAACACAACUAUCAUGUACUAGCGUUUUGGAAGUUAAACAACCUGAGAGACCGCCAGGUCUGGGUGUCCGGCACUGCCAAGCUUUCAUGACAUUCAUUUGCCUUGUGUUGGCAUAUUCAAUGCGGGUCAACCUAUCGGUGGGCAUUGUUGCCAUGACGGACAACUCUUCAAACCCGGCCUUCACGGAGCUCCCUUGGGACAGCUCUACAAAAGGCAUCAUCCUUAGCUCCUUCUUCUGGGGCUACUUGAUCCUUCAAGUUCCAGCUGGAGAAAUGGCUCGCAAGUUUGGAGCCAAAUAUCUCCUUUUUGGUGCCAUGUUGAUCUGCUCAGUUUUCACUAUGCUCAGCCCCAUCAUCGCUCAGAACCUCAGCUGGACGGUUUUCUUCAUGACUAGGGUCAUCCAGGGCCUUUCUCAGGGGUUUUUCUAUCCCUCAAUAAAUGCAUUUUUGGCUAAAUGGGCUCCUCCAUUAGAGAGAAGUAGGAUAUUUUCAUUCGUGUUUGUAGGAACACAAUUCGGUACCGUACUGACAAUGCCCAUAGCUGGGUACCUGGCCGCCAGUCCGUGGGGGUGGCCCAGUAUCUUCUACUGUACCGGACUGUGCGGUGUAUUGUGGUCUGUGGUCUGGCUGUUUGUAGGCGCCAACUCUCCGGACACCCACCCUUCCAUCAGUGAUAGUGAACGCCACUACAUCAAUUCCGCUCUUGUCAAUACGUCUGCACAAAAUCACAAACUGGCAACUCCAUGGAAGUCAGUUUUGACCUCCGUGCCCUUGUGGGCACUUCUUCUCACACAUCUCGGCCAGAACUGGGGCUACUGGAUGCUACUCACGGAGCUGCCCAACUACUUCAGUCACGUCCUCAACUUCAACAUAAAAAGUAACGGACUGGUGACAGCUCUUCCUUACUUGAUCAUGUGUGUGCUGACUGCGGUAUUUUCGUGGAUAGCGGACUACAUCAAUGCAAAACGUCUUCUUUCCCUCAAUGUGUCUAGAAAAAUGUGGAACUCAAUAGCUCAUUACGGAGGAGCUGCUGCUCUGCUAGCUCUCCCCCUUGUGACUAGUGUCUCUGGUGCCGUCAUCUUGUUGACUACAGCCAUAGCACUCAACGCUGGGAUAUUCACCGGAUACCUCACCAACCACCUGGACCUUGCACCCAACUUUGCCGGACUUCUCAUGGGCAUCACCAACGGUUUCGCUAACAUCACCUCCAUCCUGGCCCCGACAGUAACUGGAUUUAUCGUCUCCGAUGAGACAAGUCGAUAUGAGUGGCUGGUUGCCUUUUACAUUUCCGCCGGUGCUUUCUUCAUUGGAAACACGAUUUUCAUACUGUUUGGGUCCACCGACAUCCAGCCUUGGAACAAACCAUCAGAAGAGGACAGUCAUGUGAAACGAGACGAGCAUGUUGUAUAAUGGAGUUAAACGAGUUAAAUCAUUCAAUGACAUUGUAUUGCUUUGUUUACAGUUUAGCAGACAAUGAGCUUUGCAAACACAAAGAGUUAAGUGUUUGUUACAUAGAAGCACAGAUAAACGCCGGAUUAGAACUACUUUACUGAGUGAUAAUUUAAUCAGAGAUUAAAUGUAUCUAUUAACCGCCCAGGCUUAUUACCUUUUAUAUUUUGUAUGAGAAUUAAAGUUUGUUUACAAACAAAUAUCUUGAUGAUUAUUAAUGACAUGGAAUGAACCAAUUAAAGUUGCCUUUGCUUUAGUUUCUAAUUUGUAUUUUUGAUAUGUAAUAGUAGUUAAAUUAUACGUUGUAUCUUUAUUUGUAUAUAUAUACUUGAUUUUUAUGUGAUUUUCAUACCUGAUCUUACAUAACUUGCAUACACAUUUGAGAAAAACACUGAAUGUCCUGAAAUGAAGGACUAUUUGGAAGAGGGCAUUAUACGUUUAGAAUAGUAAAACUUCUUUAAAUUCUCUAAUUAGUUUUAAAGAAUGCACAUUACAGUCUCCAAACUGGAUUAAAAUGUACAUUUAUGUCUUUCAUUAGAAUAUCCUAAUUUAAUCCUGCGGUUUUGAUUGGCAUUGUCUUCGGGAAUAUAUGAAUGAAGGAAAUAUAUUUUGAACGAGUUUUAAUAUGAUUUGUUGGAUCAAAAAGAUACCCCUUUUAGACAAAAUUGAGAUUGCGUAUCAUUUAAUUUGAGAGGACGAGGCAAUGAGGAAUGAUGUUGCUUUCAAUAAAUUAGUUCUUUCUCAAAGCGCCACGUGGUGACUCUUUCCUUUUAAGUUUUAUAUACCUAUCAGAGUUAGCAUUUAGACUACAAUCGGUAACUGAUAAUAAUCUCUGACGUACUAUAUGAAGUAGAAGAGAAAAUUCUAGGUGUAUUUCAACAUCGAUUUAGGUAUUGAUCACAAUGGAUCAUUUAUAUGAGAAAAAUGUUUGUGAACAUUCAAAUUGUAAUUUUAUAUGUGUGCCAUAUUUGAUUCCUUAAAAAUGCAUACGUCUAUCUAUCUUUCCGCAUCGCAUCUCGAGAUUGAAAUAGAGGUGAAACUUUGCAAGCAACCUCAGCGAAACCUUGGUAUGGAAUACUCGUACCUUGCAAGUUGGCCACUAUGGAUUUAACAUUUUAAAAUUAAUUUCACGUGUUACUACAUAAAGCCUGCUUACUUCUUUAUUUAAAAUUAAAUAGCGUUUCUUAAGUAAGUAAAGUUUCUAUGACGUUUAGCCUGCCAGAUUUUACAGCUCAUCAACUGAUGUGUGUCCUGAAAUCUAUGAAGGUUUCAAAGUUAGCUUGCCUGUAAGUACAUUAUUUUAUGUGUAUUGUGUAUCCAACCGAUGUAUCCAGGAAUUUUAUAAAUGCACAAACCCUUGAGUAUAAAAAUCUUUUAGUGCUUCAGUAUUUUUUAUUUUAUUAAUACAUUGUACUACUCCCCUCCUAUUUAAAAUGUUUACCAUAUUUGUACUAUGAAUUAUUUUAAUCCGGCUUUAAGCUUGUGUAUACUGCUGUAGCUCCAUGUAGGCUUACUAUAUUAUAGCCUCACUUAUGGAGUCGGAUAUCAGAAUCAAAACUCAGAAUCAUACCAUUUCGUUGGACCUACGUUAUGUUUAAUACUUCUCUUUGUUUUAAAUGAUCUGAUUUGAAUGUAUAUUCUAUGCAAUACAUUAAGCCAUGUUUAUACUUGCCAAUUAUUAUUCCAGUAAUUUAUGUAUGUUUAUGUAUUACGUUAUUAUUUAUGUAUGUAAACUAAACUUCCCUCAUAGAGACUAUAACAACAAUUUCUAAAUUCUUUGAAUAAAGCAUCGCAAUAAGAAAGUGUAUUACAUACAAGACUUCUGCAAUCCUAUAAGAGUCUUUUAAAACCCAUUUCGGAUCGUUUAAAAAGAUCGUACCUGUCAAUGAAUGACUGCUGAUGAUAAGAUGGUGAUUGCUGCCAUACAGCAUCUGAUCCAUUAAAGUAGAUUAAAAUCUAACAAGUUGCUUGCUAGGUAAUUUUUUCUGUUUUUUAUUAUUGUGUAUACAUCUUAUCUUAUAUUAUUGUUUUAUUACUAAAGUAUUAUUAAUAAAAUUGUUUAUUAAUGUGUUAAUUUACAAUUCUAUACGAUUUCCUACUGCUAUUGUUUGUUACUGUUAUAACAGUUUGUAAUCGUAAUUUUUGGUGGUUUGAUACUUAUGUAUUUAUUUAUAUUACUUGUCUAAUAUACUAUUGAUUUAUACAUAUGUUCUAUCUAAACAUUUCCAUCUCUCGUGCACCUUUAUUUUAAAAAAUGGUGUGUACCGUUGGAAUAAAUAAAUAAAUAAAAUAAGAUAGGCACCAGAGUUGCAGAUUAGAUAAACCAAUGGGGUUCGUUAUACUAUCCUUUUAAAAAUAUUGAAAUGAUAACAAUGUUA
Homalodisca vitripennis (glassy-winged sharpshooter) is the source of this 3889-nucleotide messenger RNA. RefSeq names its product putative inorganic phosphate cotransporter. The transcript has 9 exons. The coding region runs from base 54 to 1472 and encodes 472 amino acids. The record is from RefSeq and is a predicted model, not a curated record. Lineage: Eukaryota; Metazoa; Arthropoda; Insecta; Hemiptera; Cicadellidae. Gene Ontology annotation, molecular function: transmembrane transporter activity. Gene Ontology annotation, cellular component: plasma membrane. Gene Ontology annotation, biological process: transmembrane transport; monoatomic anion transport.